Molecule: messenger RNA, 1092 nt
Organism: Agelaius phoeniceus (red-winged blackbird)
Lineage: Eukaryota; Metazoa; Chordata; Aves; Passeriformes; Icteridae
Gene: WNT9A
Product: Wnt family member 9A
Biological process (GO): canonical Wnt signaling pathway; multicellular organism development; cell fate commitment
Cellular component (GO): extracellular region
Molecular function (GO): cytokine activity; frizzled binding
Source: RefSeq, a predicted model, not a curated record
AUGCUGGAUGGACACGUCCUGCUGGGAUGGCUCUCCUCCUGCGCGCUCCUAGGGCUGCUCGCCUGCGCCCCGCGGCCCUCCGCCGCCUACUUCGGGCUGACGGGGAACGAACCCCUGACCAUCCUCCCUCUGACCUCAGAAAUGGAGGAGGCGGCCGUCAAGGCCCACUACAAGGUGUGUGACCGCCUGAAGCUGGAGAAGAAGCAGCGCCGGAUGUGCCGGCGCGACCCCGGCGUGGCCGAGACGCUGAUGGAGGCCAUCAGCAUGAGCGCCCUGGAGUGCCAGUACCAGUUCCGCUUCGAGCGCUGGAACUGCACCCUGGAGGGCCGCUACCGCGCCAGCCUGCUCAAGAGAGGUUUCAAGGAGACAGCCUUCCUGUACGCCAUCUCCUCGGCGGGGCUGACCCACGCCAUGGCCAAGGCGUGCAGCGCGGGGCGCAUGGAGCGCUGCACCUGCGACGAGGCCCCCGACCUGGAGAACAGGGAGGCCUGGCAGUGGGGAGGCUGUGGGGACAACCUCAAGUACAGCAACAAGUUCGUCAAGGAGUUCCUGGGGAGGAAGCCCAACAAGGACCUGCGAGCCAGGGUGGACUUCCACAACAACCUGGUGGGCAUGAAGGUCAUCAAAGCCGGCGUGGAGACCACCUGCAAAUGCCACGGCGUGUCCGGCUCCUGCACCGUCCGGACGUGCUGGAGGCAGCUCUCCCCCUUCCACGAGAUCGGCAAGCAGCUGAAGCAGAAGUACGAGACCUCGCUCAAGGUGGGCAGCACCACCAACGAGGCCACGGGGGAAGGCGACAUUUCCCCCCCUAAAAAAUCCAUCCCCGGCCACAGCGAUCAAAUCCCAAGGACUACGGAUCUCGUCUACAUUGACGACUCCCCGAGCUUCUGCCUGAUGAGUCGCUAUUCCCCCGGCACCUCGGGACGGAAGUGUUACAAGGACAAGAACUGCGACAGCAUCUGCUGCGGCCGGGGCCACAACACGCAGAGCCGGGUGGUGACGCGCCCGUGCCAGUGCCAGGUGCGUUGGUGCUGCUACGUGGAGUGCAAGCAGUGCACCCAGAGGGAGGAGGUUUACACCUGCAAGGACUGA